CCUGGCGACCUCAAGUGUCAAGUCAAAACAGAACACGUUGAAAAACGAAAGUAGGGUAGGCUAGUCCUUGCCUGAAAAUCAACAAUCAGCAGGUGUCGAUUUGGGAACAGAGAGAAGAUGGCACGAUUUGUUCAAGGAGGACAACCAGUUACUGAACAGAGCAAUGAACUUACUACAGACAUUGAUACAGCAUCUCCCCGAGGUAUAGUUAAAAUUCUUCAUGCAUGUGACAAAGAAAUCUUCAAAGGUUGGAAAGAUAGUAAGGGCAUAAACAAUGACGUGAUCUUGGACAAAGUGGUUAAAAUUGCACUGAAGAUAAAGGAAGUCUUGAAGGACCCUUCUAGUGGGGCAGUUGUCAUUACAGGCUGUGGUACCUCAGGGAGACUGGCUUUCCUGACUGCAAGGACCUUCAAUAGAUACCUGACAUCUCGUGGAAAGGAGCCUUGUUUUCAGUACAUCAUUUCUGGAGAAGAUAAGGCCUUAUUCACUUCGCAAGAAUUGGCUGAGGAUGAUCCCAUUUUCGGAGCUCAAGCUCUAGAGAAGACUAUUCAAGGCAAAUCUAAGGUAGUUGUCAUUGGAGUAACCUGUGGCCUGUCUGCGCCCUUUGUUGCUGGACAGUUGGACUACUGUCUUAGCCACAGGGACGUGUGCACACCAGUGCUCCUGGGCUUUAACCCUUCACACAUGGCCAGAAAUAUAGACAUUCAAAAUUGGAACAAAACCUUUUUAGAUGUUGUAAAACAAAUGGAAAAGGCAGAAAAGUCAGGGGCAGGAUUUAUUCUCAACCCUGUCAUUGGGCCCGAGCCUAUCACAGGCUCCUCCAGGAUGAAGUCUGGCAGCACCACCAGAAUCCUGCUGGAGACUUUGUCCAUUGCUGCCCUGGAAGACUACUCCAGAGCAACAAUCUCUCUUCUCUUCAAGAUGUAUGAGGAUGUGUGCACCAGUGUGUACAAACAGACAGAAUCAAUGGCCUCUGUCAUACAACUAGCUGGAGAGAGCUUGCGCUCAGGGGGUCACAUCUACUACCUGGGCUGUGAUGGAUUUGGCUUGAUGGGGAUGAUUGAUGCCUCAGAGUGCGUGCCCACUUACGGGGCCUCUGUGGAUGACAUUCGAGGUUUCGUCGAGGGUGGUUUCUCAGUACUUUGUAACAAUGAUGGAGACAUCUCUAAUGAGGGACCAUACUACAGGAUCUCUCUCAAGGACUUUGAGAAGGAUAUUCUUCCUCUGAUUGGACACAAUGACUUAAUUGUUCUAAUUGGAAAAGAGAUGAUCAACAAGGUGGAUUUAGCGUCCCUGGCCUCUUCCCAGUGUAAAAUGGUCUGCAUGUGUUUUCAACCCAAUUCGACUUUGUGUGUACAGGAACCCCUUGAAAACUUUGCAGUCGUUGUUGACCUCAAACAUGACUUUUCAACUUUGGACACUGUGGCCUCUGACCUGGCGAAAGUCACCAUGAUUCGGCUACUGCAGGAGAUAGCCGUUAAGUGGGUGCUGAAUGGUGUGUCUACGGGUGCUCACAUCCUCAAGGGGAAAGUGCUCAACAACAUGAUGAUUGAUGUGAAGGUCAGCAACAACAAACUUUUCCACCGGGCUCUUGGCAUCAUUCAGAAAUAUUCUGGUGCUAGUGAUGACGAGUGCCAUUUGUGCCUGUUGAAAUCCAUCUACAACUCAGACAGUCCCAGUGAAGCUCAGAGGUCAGCCUCUAUAGAGGACCACAUCAAGGCAGCUUUUGGUGUUGAAAAGGUUGUUCCAAAGGCCAUCUUACUGGCACUCUCAAAGAGUACAGUGGAUCAAGUGAGGCAGAUGAUGGAGAAACAACCCAUUGUCAGGAAACUGCUGAUGAGGCAAACUCAAGUUUGACCUGAGGUGUUGGUUUUUCAGCACACCUUUUUCGAUACUACAGAGAGAGAGAGAGAGAGGGGGGGAGAGAGAGAGAGAGGACAUAAUGGUGGAUAGUGUGUUUUUAUAUAUAUAUAUUUUUCUCUACACUGUAGUAGUAACAAGAGAACUGUGAAAGAUUCAUGGAUUCUAGUGAAGGUUUUGGACGAGAAAAAUGUUGAUUUUUAUAUUUGAAAAACUAUAAAUUGAUAAGUGCAUUAAAAUUUUUUAUAAUAUUUACUAAGUCGCCUGUCAGUUUCAUAUAUUAAUUUUCCUACUUACAACAAUGUGAUGUACACAGAAUGUUAUUGCUUGUUGUUGUAAAAUCUGUUAUUGUUGUUGAUUAGAUUUAAUUGAUGUUGAUUAAUGCGUACAGUAACGUACAUAUGCAUUUCAAAUGAUUCUGAACAUUUUGUUCUGUGUUCGGCAGGGGUCGUGUUUUUUUAUACAAUUUUAUUGCUAAAGAGUUGACAACCUUCAUAUAUAUAUAUAUAUAUACAUGUGUGUGAAAAUCAUCGUGUGUUUAGACUCUGUGUUUUGUUUUGGUGACAAUAGGGCUGCUGAGAAGUAAUGUGCCUUACUACUGUUUCAUGUUGUCUGAAUUCGGAACUAGUCUUAAUUAUUGUCAUUUACGUACAUGAUUAAUAGGUGUUAUUAUAAUGGUGUUCCGCUCUUUCUACUUUUCUUGAAUGGUACUUUUGGUUUUACAAUUCCAGUCACAACAAAUCGGCUAAUAUUCUACCUUCUACCUCACCGUAAACUUCAGGCCUGAAUAAAAUAGUAUUUUAUAUAAGUUUACAUUUGUUGGUUUUGCAGUAUUAGUUUUCAUGAUUCUCCCCCGGAAGUGAAACCAAUUUGACUUGUAUAAAACAAGAGCAAUUGAUUGUGACAUAAUAACGCUCAAUGUGAUGCUAAUAAUGAUGGUGACAAUGAUAAUGAUUGUGAUACUAUUAAAAUAUUUGUCUCUAUAUCUUGCAUUUAAAAGGGCUGUCUUUACAAUCAUUUUAAUCAGAGUUUCCUGCCUGUUAACCCUGUUUUACAUUCCCUUUUAUAAUGCUGUUUUGUGACUUUAUAUGUCUAACAUGAGUGAUCUCAAUUUCCUUAAUCCUAUGUCUUGAAAUUGGAUCUCAAGGUGCUUAUUAUUAUCAUUAUACCAAUGCCUGAUAUCAGAUUGAGCCGAAUGAAGUAUUUAACAUAUUUAUCUUGCUUUAACCCAUACAGUUCUACUUUUAUAUUUGCACUUGUCUUAUUUUGAUUAUUCUUUGUACGGUAAUAAAAGAUCACUCAGAAGCUGA
Molecule: messenger RNA, 3170 nt
Organism: Aplysia californica (California sea hare)
Lineage: Eukaryota; Metazoa; Mollusca; Gastropoda; Aplysiida; Aplysiidae
Product: glucokinase regulatory protein
Exons: 19
Coding region: 118-1857 (579 amino acids)
Biological process (GO): glucose homeostasis; negative regulation of glucokinase activity; response to fructose
Cellular component (GO): nucleoplasm; cytosol; mitochondrion
Molecular function (GO): fructose-6-phosphate binding; enzyme inhibitor activity; carbohydrate binding
Source: RefSeq, a predicted model, not a curated record